Messenger RNA from Papilio xuthus (Asian swallowtail), 2025 nucleotides. Its product is annotated as PQ-loop repeat-containing protein 1. NCBI's taxonomy places the organism in Eukaryota, Metazoa, Arthropoda, Insecta, Lepidoptera, Papilionidae. The transcript is spliced from 6 exons. Gene Ontology annotation, cellular component: endosome; trans-Golgi network. The record is from RefSeq and is a predicted model, not a curated record. Bases 194 to 1063 code for a protein of 289 amino acids. Gene Ontology annotation, biological process: phospholipid translocation; retrograde transport, endosome to Golgi.
CAUCGUGAUGAUUGAUUGAAUUGUGUUUUAUUGUCGUCGUCAUUGUUUUGUGAUUUUCUUGAUUUAUUUCAAUCAGGAAUAUUGUUUUUUGUAAAUAUGAAUGUAGUUGUAAAAUACCACUUGAAUUUUACAUACAACAUAUACGUGUGAAAUUUAUAUUACAAAUACAGAGGAAGAAAUUACAAUCUUAAAAAUGGAUUGGAUAAUAUCAGAUGAGUUGGGUUUAACGGUGGGCCAUUUAGUCGGUUGGGGUGCAGCUGGUGCCAUGAUUAUAGGUGGGGUGGCCCCUUACAUUCCUCAGUACAGGCAAAUUAAGAGAACACAAGAUGCAGAGGGGUUUUCUCUGUAUGUUUGCUUAACACUUCUAGUAGCCAAUACGUUGCGUAUUUUAUUUUGGUUUGGCAAGCGAUAUGAACUGCCUCUAUUAAUUCAGAGUAUUGUAAUGAACAUUACAAUGUUUGUAAUGAUCCAUCUAUGUGUUACUGUUCGUAAAAAAAAUCAAAUUAUAAGAGCAAGGGAAAGAAUAUUCACAGGUGCAAUAUUCAUGUUAUAUAUACUAUUGUGUUGUGUGAAUGGAUCAGCUCAGCCUGACGAUACGGCGCGCUGGCUGGACCAACGCAGCAGCAUAGGCAGGGAGAAGCCACGAAGCUUCUAUGAUAUGGAUAGAAAGUAUUUUUGGGCGUGGACGGACUUCCAGAGUUAUUUGGAUUGUAUGCUAGUAUUUUCAGUAUUGGGUGCGGCGAUAACCUAUCUAUUGAUAGAGUUCUCACCAUUUGUUGAACUAAUUGGCUUCCUAGCUGUGUUCACUGAGGCGAUGCUCGGAGCGCCACAGAUAGCUAAGAAUCAUCAGAAUAAAAGUACAGAAGGAAUGAGUUUGAGUAUGGUGAUAAUGUGGACGUGUGGUGACAUAUUCAAGACUGCAUACUUCGUGAUCCGUGAAGCACCCACGCAGUUCUGGGUGUGCGGCGGCCUUCAGGUCUCCUUAGAUAUUAUUAUUCUAUUCCAAGUGUGGUUGUACCACGACAAGACGGCGGCGGCUCGACGGUUGCGUAGAGGCGAUUAGCAGUGGUCCGAGACAGACUUAUAGCGUUCGGGUCGCGCAACUCGCGCGCUGCGCCUGUUGCUACGCCCGCGCUUCUGCCUCACAUAUUUAUCAUGAUAUUUAAAUCUGCACGAGGCUCUGGCUACACUCGACAACUAACAUAUCCUUUACUCUAACAUUUUAUACUCUGUACAAUCUGUAUAGAUCUGUAGAAAUUUUAUUGUUAAAAUCUAUAUUGUUGAGUAGACGUUGACGUUUGGAUAUUAUAACCUAAAAAUAAACGUCAUUUUUGAAGUGAAAGUGUGCUAUUUGUAAAUUAGGUAAUUUUGAAAAGAAUAGUGGCAAAUUGAAGUGUUCUAUUUGUCUUUAGUUUUAAAAUCGAUAGUCGAAAAUGCAAUAGUGAUGUAACAAAAUAUCGAAUGGCCGAAAUAUCGAUGUUGCCAAAUGUGCACAGUACAUUUGUUCUUACUUUUUAAUACGAAUUAGUUUGAACAAGAUGUAAACUAGUGAGUGUAAAUACAUAUCCCAAAUUAUUCAUUGUUUUUAGAUUGGAACUAUUUCUAGGUUAGAAACUUUUAUAUGGUGGCAACAAUGAUAAUGGAAUAUUCAAAUUUGUGCGAUUUUCGCACGUAAGGUGCUACAGGCUGAAUGUAACAGCCAAAGAGGCUAAUGUUUUUUAAUAAUAGUUUUGUAGGAUAAAAAAUAGGCGUAAUAAAAUUAUCAAUUAGCUUCCAUUUUUUAUAAUAAUAUCAUAGGUAUAUUUAUGAUCCGGUUUUCAAAUUGACGGUUAAAUUGUAAGGGAUUGUAGAACGGAUUAGUUAAAUUGUAAUUAAUCUUUUUAUUUAUAAAUUUUGAUAAACUUUCAAAGUAAAUACUAGUAAAUUGUUGUUCAUAUGGGGCCAAAACUUUGAAAGUAAAUAUAUGAAUGUAUUAUCAAUAUUCAUGUGAAGUUUGAAAUACGGCCAGAGUAUUUAAAAAAGUUA